AUGCUGCUUUACAAGAUGGUGACGAUGUUAAUCGCUACACUUUGUCUUGCAAUCGUUGUAAAUGCUAAAGUUGACAAGCAAGAAUGGUGGACGGCGAAACAUUUCGCAAAAAAUAAGAUGUUUCCUAUGGCGGCUGGAGCUUACGCCGAUACGCCGAUGAUGCAACGUUGCAUAAGAAAAGUUGAUAAAGACGCGAUAAAUCUAAAUGGGUUCCUUAGUGCGAAAUGCCGCUUCGAUGAGAUGUGUUACGUAUUCACUGCAGUUCUACCUAACCAUCGAGCGAUAGUGAUAAGUUUCAGAGGGACAGAUAGUGGAAAAAGCCAGUUAAUUGACGAAGCCUUAGGCAAUGCAUUGUUCAAGCACGAAUGGAAAUAUGGAGGUCACGUUGGGAGGUAUUUUAAGAUGGCUUUUGACAACUUAUGGAAUUCAUUGGCUAUCCAGCUGACGAGCUUCCUACAAGUACAAAAAUAUAGACGCUAUGAACUUUGGAUAACGGGCCACUCCCUUGGAGGUGCCCUUGCGAACUUGGCAGCUUCUUGGGCUAGCGUAGUAUUCCCUAAUAAUAGGAUAAGACUAGUCACAUUUGGAGCUCCGAGAGUGGGAGAUCUGAAGUUCAGAGAUGCGCUCGAAAGACGGGUAAAAUUCAUAUACCGCAUAACUCAUGCAUCAGAUCCUGUAGUUCGCAUUCCAUGGAGCGGCUAUUAUCAUGCAGGUAAAGAGCUUUGGUACAAGAAAGGGAUGAGUAGCACUACCGGUUUCUGCCACGGAAAGGGGAAUGGUGACUGCAUUGAAACUUGUGAAGCUCCGGAAGAAUUGAAUGGCCGUCCUGCUGGAUGCGCUGAAAGUGCUGGCUGGAAAAACUUUAUUAGUUGGAGCUUUAGAGCGAAGCUCAAGGAGCUUUAUCAUUACCAUACUGAAUACUAUCAAGACUUGACGAAAAAUUCUCUCAGUAAAUGGGGAGAGUUGGGUUGUCCGUGAAUGCUUUGCAUUUACUGAAAUACAC
Molecule: messenger RNA, 1003 nt
Organism: Cylicocyclus nassatus
Lineage: Eukaryota; Metazoa; Nematoda; Chromadorea; Rhabditida; Strongylidae
Source: the annotation of a GenBank genome assembly